AUGCAACUUAAACAUCAAGACGGGACAGGCGGCGUCGCCACGCCCGCCGCGCCCAAACCCGUCUCUCUUGGUUCCAUCUCUGGACUUAGCUACGUCAACAGCCAGCUGCUCGUCCAACAGACUGCCUACAAGCUCUCCGACAAGAUAUUCUCCCUCUCCCCCGAGACUUUUGACUUGGACCUGGCUGUCAAAGACUGGUCCCUCACUGGAGAGAAGAACAUCCACGGCGAAGCCACAGCUGUUGUAUCGCUCCAGACGAGGGCCGGCGCCGGCGCCUUUGCCCUGGGCUACAUCUUCUCCAAGGAUUUUGACCUUAGCAAGCGGCAUAUCCCCCAGUCUCUUCUGGCCCCGUCGUUGAGCCUGCGGCAUUUGCGCUCCUCCCUUGACCAGCUUUCUCUUCUCUACGGAGUGGCCAGCCCCUUUGUUGCUCACAUCGCUGCUGCCGACUACUCUGCCAACGAUGGCCUGGUCACGGACUACGAGAGCGCGCUUCAGAUUGCCGAGGACCUCGGGCUUGGUCUGGUUUCCAGCUCGUCUGCCUACGAAAUUCAGCACAUGUCCAUCUUCGCGACCCUACUGGCCACACUGCUGCCUACGAUCCACAUCUAUGACGGUCUCCGAACUGCAAGGGAGACGUUGAGAGUGGUGGACGCGCUCGGCGAGGAGUCUAUUGCUGGCCUAUACGAGAAGAUUGCCAAAGUGGCUGGGUUGCUGAACAAGAGAUUGGAUACCGCUGGGAAGGUUGUUGAGCUUCUGCGCGCUUUCAACGACGAGCUAGGCACUCAAUAUGCUCCUUUUGAGUAUUCUGGCCACGAGGCGCCAGAUACGGUGGUCGUGGUGUUUGGCAGCGCCGAGUCACAGCUUGCAAAGCAGGUUGUGGACACGCUUGCGGCUGAGGGCAAGAAGGCUGGCUCGCUCAACGUCCGGGUCUACCGACCAUUCAUUGAGGAGGCCUUCCUCGAGGCCCUGCCUGAGUCGGUCCAGCAGAUUGCGGUUCUGGGUCAGGUCCGCGACGCUGUUUCCGUCGGCGAUGCCUCUGUUCAGUCUGCUCUGUAUUCGGACGUCCUCGCGGCCGUCUCUUUCUCCGACAGAUGGUCGCAGGAGCCAGUGGUUGUCGACGUUAAAUACCCGGCCUCAGCCCUUCACACCCCCAGCUCCAUUGCCUCGAUCCUUCACGGGCUCGGUGCUAAGCAUGUCCAGAACGAGGUUUCCUUUGGCUUGAAUUCGCUGGAUCAAGUGCAGCAAUACAGCUUCUGGGACGUGGACAACUCCACCGCAGUUGAGUCUCCUUCGAUUCUUGGAAAACUCCUCGGUCACGUGUCUACGAACAAUGUCUACGUGCACAAGGUCUACGACAAUCUCCUCCAGGGGGGUAUCGUUCGCACUGAUAUCAGGAGUUCGAAGAAGCCGAUUCAGGCUCCUUUUGCCGUUGAAGACGCGGAUGUAGUCUUCAUCGGAGAAGAGAGGCUGCUCAAGGAGAUUGCCAUCGUCAAGGGGGCCAAGCCAGGGGGUAAGCUCGUACUUAACCUGCCAAACUUCAAGGAGGAGGACCUGGAAAAGCGGAUCCCCGCCGCAGCGAGAAAAGAGAUGCUCGAGAAGGGAUUGCGCCUCUUUGUGCUGGAUUCGGCUUAUUCCCCUGCUGUGGAGAAGGAGGCUCAGCUUCUCGUCGAGCUUGCGUUCCUUCAAGUCGCAGCCCCGGAGAUCACCGUGGAUCAGCUAGCCAAGCUGCCUUGGGUCUCGCGGGAUCAGGUGACGCUCGUCGAGUGCGCUGAUGCGCUUGCGCAGUCGUUCCGCAGCGUUGAGGCGCCUGCAGCGUGGGCCGAUGUUUCCGCCGACGAUACCGCGACCGCUGCUGUUCAGGGAGCCGUAUGCAACAGCUUUGUUCCGUUCCAAAAGGAAGAGCCGGAACAGGUUUUGAAGCUCAAUGACUGGCAAUCGGCUGCCAAGGGCCUCGUUUUCAAGGAGGCUUAUGGCACUCAGGACGACCUCCGGCCCGACCUCACCGUCAAGACGUUCACCAUUCGCGUCAAGGAGAACCGCAGACUGACCCCCGACGCGUACGACCGCAACAUUUUCCACAUCGAAUUCGAUCUUGGGGAUUCAGGCCUGACGUACAACAUUGGUGAAGCGCUUGGAAUUCACGCCGACAAUGAUCCGAAGCAGGUGCUGGAGUUCAUCCAGUUGUACGGCCUCAAUGCCGACGAUCUCGUGCAGGUGCCUUCGCGCGAAGAUCCCGCCGUGUUGGAGACUAGGACUGUCUAUCAGUCAUUGAUCCAAAACAUUGACAUCCUCGGCAAGCCGCCCAAGCGCUUCUUCGAGUCCCUCGCCGAGUUUGCUACGGAUGAGAAGGAGAAGGCUAAGCUGGAGUUCUUGGGAGGCAAGGACGGGGCUGAAGAAUUCAAGCGUCUGUCGGAGGUCGAAACCAUCACAUAUGUGGAUGUGCUUGAGCUGUUCCAGUCGGCUCGUCCCGAUUUCCACGACCUUGCUCGGAUCGUGUCUCCGCUGAAGCGUCGCGAGUACAGCAUUGCCUCAGCGCAGGCAGUGACUCCGACGUCGGUUGCACUCAUGAUUGUUGUUGUCAACUGGGUCGACACCAAGGGCCGCACCCGCUACGGCCAGGCAACUCGCUACCUCUCGGGGAUUGCUCCAGGCACGACGGUGACAGCUUCGGUCAAGCCUUCGGUCAUGAAGCUCCCGACCAAGGACACGGCGCCGCUGAUCAUGGCAGGUCUCGGAACUGGUCUCGCCCCCUUCCGCGCCUUUGUACAGUACAGAGCCAUGCAGAAGGCACAGGGCAAGGAGAUUGGGUCCAUCCUACUGUACAUGGGCAGUCGUCACAAGCGUGAGGAGUACCUGUACGGUGAAGAGUGGGAAGCAUACGUGGAUGCGGGAGUCAUUACGCUCUUGGGGGCCGCCUUCUCGCGCGACCAGCCGCAGAAGAUUUACAUCCAGGACCGCAUGCGCCAGACAAUCCAGGACGUGGUGAAGGCGUACAUCCAGGACGAGGGCUCUUUCUACCUGUGUGGACCUACGUGGCCAGUACCCGAUGUCACGGCGGUGCUGGAGGAAGCCAUUGCGGCCGAGGCCAAGCUCAGCAGCCGCAAGGUUGAUCCCAGCAAGGAGAUUGAGCGGCUCAAGGAGGACGGGAGAUAUGUCCUCGAGUGGACGGCCGUUCCUUCCGCGAGGCAUUCACCCAGGGGUAGAGCUCGUAGCUUCCAAGGAAAGACCACAGGGCUUAAUAUAAACAACUUGAACUUUGAACUCAAAAUGGGAGGAGUGAUCCGAGUUGUGCCCAGUCCGUUCGCCGACCGCACCAUGUCGCGGCGCAGCUACGCGACGCCCCAGCAAGACCCGGCCCAGCUCAAAGAAUAUGCCUUUGAGAUGGCCGCCUCGUCGGUCCGCUUCGGUCCCGGGGCCACCCAGGAGGUGGGAAUGGACCUGACCAACAUGCGUGCCAAGCGUGUCUGCGUCGUCACGGACGAGACGGUCGACAAGCUGGACGCCAUGGCUCAGGUGCGCGACGCCCUCAUCCGCGAAGGCCUCGACUUCAGGGUCUUCAACAAGACCAAGGUCGAGCCCAAGGACUACUCCAUCAAGGAGGCCAUCGCGUGGGCCAAGCCUUACGACCCAGACGUUUUUCUCGCCGUGGGCGGCGGGUCCGUCAUUGACACGGCAAAGCUCAUGAACCUGUAUACAUGCUACCCCGAGGCAGACUUCAUGGACUUUGUCAAUGCGCCCCUGGGCAAGGGUCUGCCUAUUGACCGCAAGAUGCGGCCCUUGAUCGCCAUCCCGACUACGGCAGGCACGGGCAGCGAGACGACGGGCACGGCCAUAUUCGACCUCGCGUCGAGGCGGACCAAGACGGGCAUCGCCCACCGCAACCUCAAGCCCACGCUGGGAAUCUGCGACCCGCUCAACACGCGCACUAUGCCGUCGGCCGUCAAGGCGAGCUCGGGCUUGGAUGUCCUGUGCCACUCGCUCGAGUCGUGGACAGCCAUCCCCUUCAACGAGCGUGUACCGCGGCCCGCGAACCCGCUCCUGCGUCCAGCGUACCAGGGUGCCAACCCCAUCAGCGACAUAUUCUCCCUCAGCGCCCUGCGGGCUACCGUCAAGUAUCUCCCGCGCUCUGUUAGGGACCCGGACGACAUGGAGGCGCAGAGCGAGAUGCUGCUCGCGGCGACCCUCGCCGGGGUGGGUUUCGGCAAUGCCGGUGUCCAUCUCUGCCACGGUAUGUCGUAUCCUAUAUCGGGUCAGAAUCCGGGAUAUAAGCAUGUCGGGUACGAGGUAUCGUCGCCCAUCAUCCCGCACGGAGUCUCGGUGGCGGUGACUGCGCCUGCUGUGUUUCGUUUUACGGGGCCGUCGAACCCAGAGCGCCACCUCGCGGCUGCUGAGGCGUUCGGGGUUGACAUUUCAAACGUGAAGAGAGAGAGCGCCGGUGAGGUUCUUGCUGAGGCCCUCGAAAGGUUCCUCUCCGAUCUCGGCGAUCAGCCGGCAGGUCUGAAGGCGCUCGGGUUCGGGAGUCAGCAUAUUGAGGAGCUGGUCGAAGGAACGAUUCCCCAGGCCAGGGUAUUGAUGCUAGCGCCCGGCCUGGCCAAGGAGCUCGAACAGGAAAGAGACCAGCUCCGGAAGCUGUUUGAGGACUCGAUGGAGUACUAA
Molecule: messenger RNA, 4656 nt
Organism: Lasiosphaeria miniovina
Lineage: Eukaryota; Fungi; Ascomycota; Sordariomycetes; Sordariales; Lasiosphaeriaceae
Product: sulfite reductase [NADPH] flavoprotein component-like protein
Exons: 7
Coding region: 1-4656 (1551 amino acids)
Cellular component (GO): mitochondrion
Molecular function (GO): oxidoreductase activity, acting on the aldehyde or oxo group of donors; metal ion binding; alcohol dehydrogenase (NAD+) activity
Source: RefSeq, a predicted model, not a curated record